AUGUUCCCCUGGAAUCAACACAGCAUUCAGAGCACAGUACAAGUACCUGUUGGCCCUGAAAACACACAGCAUCCACCACAGCAGCACCGUUCAUGUCCUACCAACACCCAGCACCCAACAUCCAGCACCCAGCACCCAACACCCAGCACCCAACACCCUGCACCCAACACCCUGCACCCUGCACCCGACACCCAGCACCCGACACCCAAAACCCAGCACCCAACACUCAGCACCCAACACCCACACCCAACACCCAGCACCCAACACUCAGCACCCAACACCCAGCACCCAACACUCAGCACCCAACACCCAGCACCCAACACCCAACACUCAGCACCCAACACCCAACACCUAGCACCCAACACCCAGCACCCAACACUCAGCACCCAACACCCAGCAUCCAACACCCAGCACCCAACACUCAGCACCCAACACCAGCACCAACCCACCCUGCACCCAGCACCCGACACCCAGCACCCAACACUCAGCACCCAACACCCAGCACCCAACGCCCAGCACCCAACAUCCAACACCCAGCGCCCAGCACCCAACGCCCAGUACCCAACAUCCAACACCCAGCGCCCAACACCCAGCACUCAACGCCCAGCACCCAACGCCCAGGACCCAACACCCAGCACCCAACACCCAGCACCCAACGCCCAGCACCCAGCACCCCUGUCCAAAAGGUUCAGAAAAAAGGGAGCAAAAUGA
Messenger RNA from Sphaeramia orbicularis (orbiculate cardinalfish), 711 nucleotides. Its product is annotated as extensin-like. The coding region runs from base 1 to 711 and encodes 236 amino acids. NCBI's taxonomy places the organism in Eukaryota, Metazoa, Chordata, Actinopteri, Kurtiformes, Apogonidae. The record is from RefSeq and is a predicted model, not a curated record. The transcript is spliced from 2 exons.